Messenger RNA from Nannospalax galili (Upper Galilee mountains blind mole rat), 2487 nucleotides. It is a transcript of the gene Gpr132, whose product is annotated as G protein-coupled receptor 132. Bases 316 to 1554 code for a protein of 412 amino acids. The record is from RefSeq and is a predicted model, not a curated record. NCBI's taxonomy places the organism in Eukaryota, Metazoa, Chordata, Mammalia, Rodentia, Spalacidae. Gene Ontology annotation, biological process: negative regulation of G2/M transition of mitotic cell cycle; G1/S transition of mitotic cell cycle; G protein-coupled receptor signaling pathway. Gene Ontology annotation, cellular component: membrane. Gene Ontology annotation, molecular function: G protein-coupled receptor activity. The transcript has 4 exons.
AACACAAGCCUAAGGAGACAGACCAUGAGAUCGUCUACGCAAGGCAGCUCGACAUAUCGGACGACUUGAACAUCAUCAAGAAUAAUGACUGACAGAAACAUACCACGGUAGUAAAAAUCCAUGAAUCCUGCACUCCAUGUUCACAGAGGCCAGGGGGGAUAUGGCCCAUGUGUCCAUCCACAGAUGACAGAUAAAUAGGGAGUUCUGGGCAAACACAGAAGACAUUGAGCUGACGGGAGUGACCAGGUACCCAGAACAAAUAAUAUGGGAUGCUCCUGAUGCUGAGUUUCCAAGAUCCCUGGAGGAUCACGGUCCAUGGCAGAUGCUUCUGGAAAGCUAAGGUCAUUCACUGGAAGCUGUCAGCACCACCUUCCAAGGCAGACCCACACGACGCACAACAUGGUCAACACAACUCAGUCUGACACAAACCUGAGUUUGGAACUCCCCAGUGUACCAGGAAACAGCACUCUGGAGGCCACUGAGAUGUGCAACACAUCCUUCACAUCCUUUGAGGACAGCAGGGUGAUCCUCGUGACAGUGUACAGUGUGGUGUGCAUCCUGGGUUUGCCCGCCAACUGCCUCACUGCCUGGCUGACCCUGCUGCAGGUGCUGCGGGGCCACGUGCUGGCCGUCUACCUGUUGUCCCUGGCUCUCUGUGAGCUGCUCUAUAUCAGCACGCUGCCGCUGUGGGUCAUCUACAUCCAGAACAAGCACGAGUGGACCCUGGGCCCGAAAGCCUGCAAAGUGACUGCCUACAUCUUCUUCUGCAACAUCUACGUCAGCAUCCUCUUGCUGUGCUGCAUUUCCUGCGACCGCUACAUGGCAGUGGUCUACCCGCUGGAGAGCCGAGGCCACCGCCACCAGAGGACCGCCGUCAUUGUCUCCCUGUGUGUGUUUUUUCUUGUCGGGCUUGUCUACUAUCCAGUGUUUGACAUGGAAGUGGUGAAGAACUAUUGCUUUGAGCCCCUGAGGAUGAACAGCAGGAUCACCAGCUACCACUACCUGCGUUUCACCUUCGGCUUCGCCCUCCCUCUGGGCAUCAUCGCGUUCACCAACCACCAGAUCUUCAAGAGCGUCAAGCUGAGCGCCAGCCUGAGCGCCGCACAGAAGACCAGGGUGAAGCAGGCAGCCACCGCGGUUGUCGUCAUCUUCCUGGUCUGCUUCGCUCCGUACCACGUGGUACUCCUCGUCGAAGCUGCCGGCUUUUCCUACUACAAAGGCGACAAGGCGGCUGUGUGUGCUUUUGUGAGCAGACUGUACACAGCGUGUGUGGUGUUUCUGUGUCUGUCCACGGUCAACAGUGUGGCCGACCCCAUCAUCUAUGUGCUAGCUACAGACCAUUCUCGGCAAGAAGUGUCCAAAAUCCACACAAAGUGGAAAAGGUGGCCCCAAAAGACAGAUGCCACGCACCUAAAGGACUCGGAGGAGACACGCUCACCCACACCACUUGCAAACAACUAUACCUUCCCCAAAUCUGUGCACCUUCCAGGGCCACGGCCGGAUGAGUUGUGCUCGCCAUGCACCCCAGAGAGGCUGCCUGAGGAAUUCUGCUGAGCCCACUGUACCUCAGGGGAGGGUGCUAACCCUCAAAGAGAGACAGCAAUGUCUUCCUGGUCCUGAGCCACAGGCCGGAGCGUGGGUACCCCCUGGAAGACACACUAUGGACCUCUCUCUGGAGCCACCCACUCUGUGAACCUCUGCUCCUUGGGUGUCCCAGACCUCCAGGCUCUCCCACAUGGAAAGACGCAGUGUGCCAAGGGCAGCAGUCAUGUCCCUAGGCUACCAGGGACCCAGGGAGCACAUGGCAGGCAGAGAGCUCUUUGGCAGCUUUCUGUGGCUGGCUCUCAAUAGCUAUCGGCAGGGUGGUUGGUAGAGCCCUGGGCGAUGACUUUACUUUCUAUGCUGUCUGUGUUGCCCAGUGGCUGCUACAGUGAGUCUUUGGGGCUUUCCACAGAGGUGGAAAUGAACCUCAGCCAGGGUCGUUGGGGUGCCUGGGACUGUGUCACGGCCCAAGAUCUCUAUGGGGCAGGAGUUCAACCUUGAGACUUCCAGCCUUGGCAUCACAGAGGAAGCUGGCUGGGGCUCCCAACAGUGCAGGGGAGGGAAAGCUAGACCCUGCCCCUUAGUUUCCCAACAUUGGAUCACAAGACAUCGCCUCUGAGCUCCAAGUCAAAUCCCAGCUCAGGCAUGAGACUUGUGUAGGCCGAUCACACCCACUUGUUACUGCGUCUGGAGAGUAUGGCCAGGGACACGUACCUCACUGGGUCACCGUUGGGGCUGACCACCCCCCAGACACUUCUCCCUCAGACACUCCCAACACACAUGGAGCAAAAGGGCCAGAGACACUGAACUGAGAGGCCCAGGGCUGCCCCUUAAGGCACACACGUCACAGAAGUUGCACAGGGACGUCAUAUAAAUGACACUCUCACUCAUGUACCUCGACUGUUGACUGUCAUUCUUUACUGUGAGAGGCUUGGGAAAGCUCGU